Dermatophagoides farinae (American house dust mite) is the source of this 2683-nucleotide messenger RNA. Lineage: Eukaryota; Metazoa; Arthropoda; Arachnida; Sarcoptiformes; Pyroglyphidae. The record is from RefSeq and is a predicted model, not a curated record.
AUGAAUUGUCAACAUUGUUUAACUUUACGACGAUUAUUUUUUCUAGUUUUUCUAUUUAUAAUUGAUAAUUCUAUUAAAAAUUUGAAUAAAAUUAAUGAUUUAAAUAUUCGUGUUCAUGAAUUACUACGUAUACGUUCAUCCGUUUUAAAAGAAUUACGAAGUUUAGAACGUAAUCGUACAUCAAUCAUUCAAGAGCUAACUGAACAUAAUAAUGAAUUAGAAAAAUUAAAAUCAACAAUUGGAAAAAAAUCCUCCGAAUUGGAACGUAUUCAAAUGCAUAUUAAACAAGCUGUUGUUGCUCAAAAAGAAGCCAAAGUUUUGGUCGGAUCAAUGAUUGAACCGCCAUUGAAUUUAUUGCCCAAACAAGCGCAGGAAAAAAUUUCAAUCGAAAAUGAAAAAACUACCAUCACUCGCCAUUAUAAUCAUGAUGAUUGCCAUAUGAACAAUUGUUUUGAUUUUUCACGUUGUUCAUUAUUCUCAUCAUUCUAUGUAUUUAUUUAUGAUAAUCAUAAUUAUCAUGUUUCAUCAAUUUAUCGAAUCAUUUAUGAUAAAUUCCGAUCAAACAUUCAUGUAACGAAUGAUCCUCGAAUAGCAUGUAUUUAUCUAUUAAUUAUUUCCGAAAAUUUUCCACAUUUAAAUGAUCGAAUUUCAUUUCAAAAUUAUCUGGACACUCUACCAUAUUGGGCUGGUGAUGGCCGUAAUCAUAUUAUUUUCAAUCUAAAUUCAAAAAUCGAUUUAAAUUCAAUCGGUUUAAAUGUGAAAAAAGCUAUACUAGUUCAAAAUCAAUUCGAUUCAUCUAGUCUUCGUCAUUCGUUUGAUUUAGUCAUACCAGAUGUAAAUAUUAUCCAUUUUUAUAGUUUAAAUUUGAAUGAAAAUUUUUCACCACAAUUAUCACCUGCUAAACGAAAAUAUUUCCUCACAUUCCUUGGACGUAUAUCGGAUGACAAUUCUGACCAUAAUAAUAAUAAUAAUUCAUACGACGACAAUCUUCAAUUAAUCAUCAAAAAUACGAUGAUAAAUCUUUCAACCAAACAUAGUGUUGUGAAUCAUAAUGAGUUUCUAUUCGAUUUUGAUUGUGAUGAAAAAACCAAAAAACUUUGUGAUAAUCAGACAAUCAUUUUACUUGAAUCUACAUUUACUUUGAUACCUAUCAUUAUCAAUAAUCAUCAUAAUAUUCAUCGAAAUCAUGAUUUCUAUCUACGAUUAUUUAAUGCUCUAUCUACAGGUUCGAUUCCUAUAAUCAUAUCAAAUGAUAUUGUAUCACUUCCAUUUGAAGAUGUUAUUGAUUGGCGUAAAGCUACAAUUCGUUUACCUAUUGCUCGUAUAACCGAAUUAUAUGUCCUAUUGAAAACCUAUACGGAUGCUGACAUUAUCGAGCUAAGAAGAUAUGGAAUACAUUUUUAUCGUACAUAUUUUUCCAAUUUAGAUCAAUUUAUAGCUACAUUUUUUGCUUAUUUUGGGACCUUUCGUUUACAAAUACCUCCAUCAUCACCACCUAGUUAUCGUUCAACUUAUUAUUAUAAUCAACCUAAAUACGAUAUUUUAACUAAUUCAAGUGAUUUAUUAUUGACAAAUCCACUUCUUUACGAUAAUGAUCUAUCAGAUGGUGAUGAAUUUCUUGGACCAAUCGAACCACCAUUUGCAUCGAUUAGUUAUCGUCGUAAUUAUUCAAUAACUAUGAAUCAAUUAUAUUCUAUUUGGAAUGACGUUAGUCUUACACCAUUUCAUACAUUUCCUUCACUGCCAUUUGAUCCUGUUUUACCUUCCGAAUCAAAAUUCAUUGGUUCAUCAUAUGGAUUUCGACCAAUCGGUGCUGGACUUGGUGGCUCUGGUAAAGAAUUCUCCGAAUCAUUGGGUGGCAAUCAAAUUAGAGAACAAUUUACAAUCGUCAUUUUGACUUAUGAACGUGAAAAUGUUUUAUUGCUUGUUCUUUCACAUUUAAAAAAUUUACCAUAUCUAAAUAAGGUUGUGAUCGUAUGGAAUAGUCCACAGCCACCAUCUGAAGAUAUAAUAUGGCCAGAUAUUGGUGUCGAUAUUGUUGUCAUUAAAAGUGAACAUAAUUCAUUGAAUAAUCGUUUCAUACCAUUUGAUGAAAUCAAAACUGAAGCCAUUCUUUCGAUUGAUGAUGAUACUAAUCUACGACAUGAUGAAAUUAUCUUUGCUUUUCGUGUUUGGCGUGAAGCAAGAGAUCGUAUUGUUGGUUUUCCUGCACGUUUUCAUGCAUGGGAUUCGAAUCAAAAAUCAUGGUUCUAUAAUUCUAGCUAUACUUGUGAAUAUUCAAUGAUUUUAACUGGAGCUGCUUUUUUUCAUAAAUAUUAUUCCUAUCUAUAUUCAUAUUCAAUGCCAUCAUCAAUACGAGAUAAAGUGGAUGAAUUUAUGAAUUGUGAAGAUAUAGCAAUGAAUUUUCUUGUAUCACAUGUAACUCGUAAACCACCAAUCAAAGUAACAUCUAAAUGGACAUUUAGAUGUCCAGCUUGCCAAACCGGAUUAUCGGAAAAUCAAUCGGAACAUUUUCUUAAACGUCAUAAAUGUAUUAAUUAUUUCAUUUCAAUAUAUGGUUAUAUGCCAUUACUGUAUACACAAUUUCGUGCCGAUUCUGUUCUAUUCAAGACACGUGUUUCACAUGAUAAACAAAAAUGUUUUAAAUAUAUCUGAAUUGUUUUUUCGUUUGUUUGUUCAUUUG